Messenger RNA from Paramecium tetraurelia, 972 nucleotides. RefSeq lists its product as uncharacterized. Lineage: Eukaryota; Ciliophora; Oligohymenophorea; Peniculida; Parameciidae. The record is from RefSeq and is a predicted model, not a curated record. The transcript is spliced from 3 exons. Gene Ontology annotation, cellular component: U5 snRNP.
AUGAGAAAAUUAGAAAAUUAUACAGGAGAGUAGGCCAGGGCUUAUAAGAAAUUCGCUUAAAAGGCAAAAGGAAGCAGAGCUGACUUUGAGUCAGAUUUAAAUUUUAAUGAGGCUCCGAGUAAAUUUGUGAAAUCUAAUGAGUCAAAGUAGACUCUAAAAUCAAUUAAAGAUUAAAUAGAUUAUUUUGGAUAUGAAAUUGAACCGUUUAAUAUGAAGAAUGAGAGAGAUGUGGGUAAGUUUGAUGAUGGUGGAUAUUUUGUAUUUGAUAAAGCAAAAGACAAAUCAGUAAAUGAUGCUUGGUUAGAUUAGUUAGAUUAAAGUAACAUGUUCUAAGAGCUUCAAGAAAAGGCAUAAGCUGAAAACACCAAAAAAAUAUAGAAAUAAUUAAAGGAGGCGAACAAAAAUUAUGAAAGAAGGAUGUAGAAGAUAAGGGGAGAUGGUUUUUUUAGUUCAACUAAAUUUGCUUCUAAAGCUGAAGCUGAAGAAUUCUAUUAGAUCAAAAAACAAGAAAAUCAAGAAGAAUAAUAAGAGGUAGAAGUAGAAGUAGAAGCUAAAUUAUAAGUAGAAGAAAAGCAAAAUGAAUAAUAAAAUAAUUAAUCAGAAGAACAAGAAGUUAAAUUGGAACUGUUAAAAAUUGAUUAGUUAAAAGAAAUUCUUUAUGAACUUCUUGAAGAAAAUGAAAAUGCAAAUUAGGCAAUGAAAAGAGUGAGAGCAAAAUUAGCAAGUAAUCAAAAGAAAGUGUUUAAAAAAAAUGUUAGGAAAGAUAAUACCGAACAUAAUGAUAAAUAAGAUCAAAAGACUUCAGAAAAUAAAAAUGAAGCCACAGAUGAAGCAAAAUAGACACUGGAUAUCUUGAUUGAUAUCUGUACAAUAAUAGUAAAGAAAUCAAAUGACCCUUCUAUAUAUACUAUAAAGAAAGAAGAAUUAGUACCUUAAAGGGUCUCUCGUUUGGAAGAAGAUGAUAUAUUUUGA